Messenger RNA from Brassica rapa (field mustard), 2578 nucleotides. RefSeq lists its product as uncharacterized. NCBI's taxonomy places the organism in Eukaryota, Viridiplantae, Streptophyta, Magnoliopsida, Brassicales, Brassicaceae. The record is from RefSeq and is a predicted model, not a curated record.
UUUUUAGGGAUUUAUAGAGUUGGAGAGACGCUCCAAGACUACUUCAGAGAUUUGUGAUUGGAACUCCAUUAUUAUUACUUAUCUAUCUAUGCAGUUUUCUUUAUACCUUGUUAUUAUGAAUUGCUUAGCCAUGUCUGAGUAGUUCUAUUGUUAGCUUUAGGGUUUAAAUAUGUUAUGAAGGAUUAGCACCAACUAUAGAAUUGCUAAGUUUUGAUAUUCAUCAAUAGGAUGUUUUUAAUGCUUGUGUUCUAGAAUAGCUAACUAGAACCUUGAUUUUAGGGUUUGUAGGUACAAGCUCCUGCUUGGUCUCAUCCUAAAUAGAUCCUCACUCAAAUAGGAUUGCUAGAGAAAAGCGAUAGCCGAUCUAGGAAACCUUAGUGAAUACUUUAUCAACCGUGCGCAAAGCUUGCUAAAAGCGCGUCGAUGGAUAUUCCUAUAGAAUAAUCGAGCAACGUCGUGAAAGGUGUAUCGAUCGACAUUCCUCUAGAAUCAUCGAUCUACACUUUCAAAUUGAUCAACAUACGAAUGUUAAGGUCAUUAGAUCUAGACAAUAGACAAAUCUAAACAUGCGAAAGCUGAUUAAUUUGUUCUUAUAAGUUGAGCUGUUUAAUAUUAUGCAAACAACUGAUUAGUAUCUAUAUCUCUAUAAUCCUAUUUACCUGAAUAGAAACCCUAAGUCUAGCUACUUCCAGUUAAAUGUCAAAAACUCAAUCAACCCAACCGAACAACUACCUUAUUAAAACCUACAAUUUACAAUUAAACUAAAUCAACCUAGGUUACUUCUUUAAACCACUUCCCGACAUAUUUUUUUUUGUCUUUUCAGGUGCAUGCCCAACAAUACUAGAAGCAACAAGGAAACAUCACUACUAUUCUGAGAAGAUUCUUCAAUCUUGGAACGUUCGAUCCGCAAAGAAAGACGCUCCGCAUCGAUCGACAACAUCAUUAGUUCGUCGACCGACAUUCGCAUACCACAGUCAAUCGAGACUCCGAUUUCGCCGACCGACACUCGCCCAUCACCGUCGACCGAGGCUACUCUUCCGUCGACCAACAUCUUCCAUCCGACAUCGAUCGAUAUUUCAUCUCGAACAUCAAUCGAUACUCAGCUGCAAGAUAUGGUUGCGACACUGAUUCUCAGACAUGACAAGAAUGGAAUCUUGCAUGAUCUAGAAGGUCAUCUGCGUAAUGCUGCAAUCCCUGAGCCUGAUACUGAAGCUACAUGAGUUGCUCAACCUGUAGAUGAGGAUAUUCGACCCAGAACGUUGGCUGAUUACAACCGUUCAGAUCAGUUCUAUGCCAAAAAAUCAGCUAUUUGUCUUCUAGCUAUCCAGAGAGGCGAUUUCGAGUUGAAGUCACAAUACUACACACUCGUGGGACAGACACCCUACUGUGGGUUAUCUCACGAGCAUCCUAUGGACCAUCCGGAGAGGUUCGAAGAUCUUCUAUCUGCUAUCAAAGGCAAUAGAGUCCAUGAGGACUACCUAUUCUACAAGCUCUUCAAGUACUCACUUGCUGGAGAGGCUUUGCAUUGGCUUAAGCAGUUACCACCAUGAUCUCUUACAUCCUGGGCCAACAUCAAGAACGCUUUCUGGCGUAACUUCUUUGAUGAGGCACAUGCAGAAGACUUGAUGAGCAAGAUUGCUACAUUCAUAGAGGAGCCUAUAGAAUCAUUCUGAAGCGCCUGGAUUAGAUUCAGUCUUACCAGAGGAUUAUCCAUACCAUGGAUUCAACGAAGUGAAACUGCUCAUCACUUUCUUCAGAGGCAUCACCUUGCAUUAUCAGAUGGCUCUCGAUACAUCUAGUGAAGGUGACUUCAACAUUAGGAAUCCAUAAGAGGCUGUGAGACUCAUUGAGAACUUGACAUCCAGUAAUAGCACCAAGAACACUGACUUUGAGAGAAGGAGAUAUGCAGUCAUCCUUGGAAAGAAGCAGAUGGAUGAGGUUAAAGCAAAGUUGGGCAGUGUUCACAAGCUUCUUAAGAAGCAGGUUUGCUUAGCAGAUGAUGCAGAUGCUGUAGACACAGAGGAUAACAAAGAAGUAGAGGAGGAUGUGAACUUCAUCAGUGGCACUGGAUUUCAGAAAUCUGGAAACCAGAGUGGAAACAUGAACUUCUAUGGCAAUGGACAGAUGAGUAAUUUGAACCAGAGUUUGCAGUACCAGAAACCCUACAGCAACUACAGCAACAACUACAACAACAUCAAGAGCUACGAAAACUCAUCUUACCAGAAUCCACCACCACAAACUCAAGAGAGCAAGAUAGAACCAAUGCUUGAUCAGGUUCUUGAACGCCAGCAGAAACUGACAAUGGAUUUCAAUGGAAAGAUUGAUUCUGUGUACAACAACUCGAACACAAAGUUUGAUACUUUGAACAUCCAUGUGCAGAAGCUGGAGAUGUAGGUAGUUCAGACAUGAGGAGGUGUUAAGAGGCAUGAAGUCUUAGCAAGAGGGAUAUGAGAUGAAGCAAUGAAGCACCACGUGAAUGCCAUCAUAGAUGAUGAUUUUUGGCAAGUGGCUAAGCAUGAGAAGCUGCAAGAAGGAUAUUUCGAAGUCGAAAGUUCCAUGAGUUUUGGCAGUUUGCAUU